Messenger RNA from Xenopus laevis (African clawed frog), 1310 nucleotides. It is a transcript of the gene cideb.L, whose product is annotated as cell death inducing DFFA like effector b L homeolog. Gene Ontology annotation, biological process: intermembrane lipid transfer; apoptotic process; regulation of apoptotic process. The transcript is spliced from 5 exons. The record is from RefSeq and is marked provisional. NCBI's taxonomy places the organism in Eukaryota, Metazoa, Chordata, Amphibia, Anura, Pipidae. Bases 12 to 671 code for a protein of 219 amino acids.
ACUGGAUUUCCAUGGAUUUUAUAUCAAGCUUCGCUCCGAGCUCUUUAAUCAGGUCUGUGUCUUCUGUGGGUUCUGAGAUUAGUCGACGAGUCAAGACAGCCUCCUCACCAGCGCAGAGGCCUUUCCGAGUUUGUAACCAUGACCGCACUGUGCGUAGAGGAGUCACAGCCGGAUCUCUCAGGGAGCUAAUAGCCAGGGCUAUGGAUGUUCUUUUCUUGUCUGGAGUUGUAUCCUUAGUGCUGGAGGAUGAUGGGACACUGCUGGACAGAGAAGACUUUUUUGAAACGCUAGAAGAUGGUUCUGUGGUCAUGGUCUUGGAGAAGGGACAAAAAUGGAGUCCACAAAAGAAUAUAUUGUCGUAUACUCUGCAGCAAGAGAAACCAAGAAACAGCAAGGACAUUGCAAAAGUCACAUUUAAUGUCUACAAGCUCAACCCACGGGACAUGUUUGGAAGUCUGAAUGUAAAGGCCACUUUUUAUGGCUUGUACUCUAUGAGCUGUGACUUCCAGUGUCUAGGCCCCAAGAAAGUGCUCAGGGAGUUUAUAAAGUUCCUGUCAGUGACACUGCAGGGGAUUGGGCGAAUGCUGCUCUCUACUUCCGGAGUUCUGCGACGUCUUUUGGAAGGAUCAGAUCACUGGCAGAAUAACCGAAUCGACAAGUAUGAGGGGUAGUUCCCUGUGAUAUUCCUCAAGAGUCCAUGUAGUAAUUCCCAUAAACUCUGCCCUUUAGUCCCCGCACUUUACUGUAUUUGCUGCCACAAAAUACUAGCGUGCUGCUUUCUCUGUAAUACAGGCAUGGGAUCCGUUAUCCGGAAACUCGUUAUCCAGAAAGCUACAAAUUUUUAUCAAAUAAUCCAAAAUUUUUAAAAAGUAUUUCACUUUUUCAAUGUAAUAAUAAAACAGUAGUUUGUACUUGAUCCAAACUAAGAUAAAAUUAAUCCUUGUUGGAGACAAAGCCAGCCUAUUAGGUUUCUUUAACGUUUAAAUGAUUUUCUAGUAGAUCUAUGAAGAUCCCAAUUAUGGAAAGAUCUGUUCUCCGGAAAACCCCAGGUCUCAAGCAUUCUGGAUAACAGGUCUCAUACCUGUAGCAAAAUAAAUUAGGCAUAGUGCAUUGUGGGUCUGUAAAUUCAAAAUAUGGCUGCUAAAUGUAUGCCAUGUUAGUGGAACAUUCACUUUUUGCCCGUGGCUCCAAAUAGCAGUCAGUUGUUUUAAAAUGACCUCAAAUGCCUUUUUUUGGGAGAAUCUAAUUUAAGAAUAAUAUUUGAAUCAUAAUUCGGUUGAAUAAAAACCUUUCUAGCCAUGUGCCAAAAA